Ruditapes philippinarum (Manila clam) is the source of this 7201-nucleotide messenger RNA. RefSeq names its product G-protein coupled receptor GRL101-like. The record is from RefSeq and is a predicted model, not a curated record. Gene Ontology annotation, molecular function: G protein-coupled receptor activity; protein binding. Gene Ontology annotation, cellular component: membrane. Bases 1 to 4044 code for a protein of 1347 amino acids. The transcript is spliced from 17 exons. NCBI's taxonomy places the organism in Eukaryota, Metazoa, Mollusca, Bivalvia, Venerida, Veneridae. Gene Ontology annotation, biological process: G protein-coupled receptor signaling pathway.
AUGCCGAUGGCUAACUUUCAUCCAAUGGUAGAUGAAAAUUUUGGAAAAAAUAACUCAAGACGAUUUGAAAUUGGAUCUUUCUUUAGAUGUAGAUCAAAUGAAUAUAUUUCUUUAAUCGCUACAUGCGAUGGAGUGAUAGACUGUUUUGAUGCAUCAGAUGAAUUAGGAUGUACUGAAAACAAAAAUGGUAAUACUUGCUCGAAACAUCAGUUCCAAUGUGACGAUGGUGAUUGUAUACAUAUCAGUCAAGUUUGUAACUUCAAGAAAGAUUGUAUCGACGGGUCUGAUGAAAAUUGCGAUUUUGAACAGUGUUCGGAUUUUACGGAAUACCAAUGCGGUAAUGGACUAUGCAUUCCACUGACGCAGCGCUGCGAUGCAGUUCAACAUUGUGCAGACGGAGCAGAUGAAGAAGCAUGUGAUAUAUGUCAACAUAACCUCGCCUUUCAUUGUGACUUUGGAAGAUGUAUACCCUUAAGGUUAAUUUGUGACGAGUAUCGACAUUGUGAAGACGGCACAGACGAAACUGAUUGUGUAAACAAAGUGUUUGAUUCAUGCCAAGAUGUCUGGGAUAGUGGUUAUAGAAAAUCUGGAUAUUAUAACGUUAUGGAUAACCAACGAAAGCUUCAGUGUUUAUUUGAUGAAAUGGACAAUAACACAAUCAAAACUGUUUUGAAUUAUGAUAUUUUGUUACGUCUUAUUAUCAUCAGCUUUUUUGAAUUUUAUCGUUUUGAAAUUUACGACAAUCCAACAACAUCGAGUGAAACAAACACGAAUUUCGUACUUUAUAACAAAGUUGAUACAAGCUGUAUUCUACAGAUCAAGCUAACGUGUGCACCACCUUAUGACAGUGUUGCGAGGUUCAACAACUCACUUCCACCUUGUUUUUGUUCAGUUUAUAAAUUAGAAAUACCCCGACGAAGUGGAGAUGAAAUGAGUAUAGAGAAAUGCAAAAUUUUGGCCAACAAUAAUUGGACAAUACAUCACGAUUAUCCUACAUACAAGGGUUCUGUUCCAGGAUAUACAGAUUUGAGUCAUAAUCAGUAUGUAAAUGUUCAUUCCCGACGGGCAAAACAAGAUGAAAUAUCUCAAACUGUACUAGGACCUGCCAUAUGUAGGGAAGAUUACAAAGUUGUAGAUGACAGGUUUCUUUGUGAUAUAAACGGGAAACAUAUUCCAAAAACCAUGAGAUGUAUCCAUGACAUUGACGAAACCGGCUUUCCUAUUGGUUGUAGAGAUGGAAGUCAUCUGAACAAUUGUGAGCACUAUAAAUGUCCUCGUGGUAUGGUCAAAUGUCCACAAAGCUACUGUAUUCCACAACGGUUUCUUUGUGACGGACAAAUACAUUGUCCUGGGACUGAAGAUGAAGACUUGUGUGGAUGUUCUCCGUCAAGAAAUGAAAUACUUAUCAUACAUGACGAAGAAAGUGCCGAUGGACCGGCUAUAUUUCAUUUUGCUCAGCAAUUUUCCACUUCAACAAAUAUUAUUCGUGUAUUAAGUUAUAAGGCAUCAACACCUCUCCAAGAUUAUGGAAUCAGUAACUUGGUGCUAAACGUUCAUGAUAAAGAAAUAAGCAGGGGUCAAGAUUUUGAAAAUUCGUUUAGCUGCCAGUACAGGAUAAUGGCAAAACAUCUCCUAGAGUCAGUUCACUUUACAAACGAUGGUGUGAAAGGUUUCAUUCUAAUUCAAACCAAUGGUAUUGCAGAAAAUGUCAAUAAAGAAAUCAUCCUUGACACAAAGUUCAUCUUGGAACAUGACGCAAAAGUUUACAGGGUGAUUGAAAAUUUCAAUGUUUCCAGUUAUUCCAAGACUACAAGCCUAAGAAAUGUUUUAGAUGUUUAUGUUAGAAGAUGGGAGAUUCUUAAUAGAAUUGGUGCCGAAUAUUUUAGCGAUAUAUGCAAUGUUACAACAAGAAUUCACUGCCCCUAUGGUUACAAAUGUGCUUGGAGUCAUGCUUGUUUAUUGAUAGAUCAAGUCUGUGACGGGAUUGUUCAUUGUAUCCAUGGUGACGAUGAGGCAAUUUGUGACUUUAAAUGUCCAGAUAAUUGCACAUGCCAUGGGUAUGUUGCUGAUUGCAGCAACACUGACUUUCAGUUAUUUUUAUUACAAACAGUACCAGGCACUGUCCGGUAUCUUGACUUUAGUUCUAACAAAAAUCUUAGUGCUAUCUUAGAGGAAUCUCAUUUAAAUUUAAAAGCUUUAAUUAUCUUGAAUCUUUCGCGUUGUGAUAUACAGCGUUUAACGUCAUAUGCGUUUAGAAGAAUCAAGAAUAUUCGCAAUUUAGAUCUCAGUUACAAUUUAAUAACACUUUUGCCAAAUUAUGUUUUUAGCAGCAUAAGGCAUCUCAAAAUCCUAAAUCUGCAAGGCAAUUAUCAGCUAUCAGUUAUCGAGAUGUAUGCCUUUGCUGGACUUGUCCAUGUUGAAGAACUGGACUUAGCUAACGCUAAACUGGAAACAAUUUUGGCAGACACGUUUUCAGGAAUGACUCUGAAAAGCUUAGACAUGUCAAAAAACGCACUGAAAAGGUUUGCAAAUUUUGCUUUCCGCGAUGCAUCUAUACAAUUCAUUAAUUUUAAAGAAAAUGAUCUAAGUUCGUUUGGUACAGAAAUAUUUACCGGACUUAUUGGUUUAGAGAAACUGAUCACCCCGGAUUUCAAAUACUGCUGUGUUCGACCGAACUAUGUUAAAGAAGAAAACUGUUAUCCUCAAAAAGACGAGUUUUCAUCCUGCGAUGACCUAAUGAGACAUUCUGUGCUACAGUUUUUGAUAUGGUUAGUAGGAAUCACUGCGUUUCUUGGAAAUAUUCUGACGAUUUUCUAUAGGCUGAAAUAUGACAGAAAGAGGUUAAAUCUUGGGUUUGGCAUAUUUGUAACAAACUUGGCAGUUGCCGAUUUUCUAAUGGCUAUAUAUCUCAUCAUAAUAGCUGUUGCUGAUUCUGUGUUUCGGAAAAGAUACAUGUUUAUGGACGACUUCUGGAGGCACAGUGUUUGGUGUAACCUUGCAGGAAUACUUUCAACUGUUUCUUCGGAAGCAAGCGUUUUAUUUCUGUGUCUUAUCACAAUGGAUAGGCUUUUGGUCAUCAAAUUUCCUUUUGGACAAGUUAAACUUUCUAAAGACAGAGCUGUCACAUGUGCUAUUUUCACGUGGUUAUUUUCAGCUACUGCAGCCAUACUUCCUGUUGCAUAUGAAGGAUAUUUUAAAAACGAAUUUUACUCAAAGUCUGGCGUUUGUAUUGCUUUACCGCUAACAAGAGAUCGUCCGCCUGGGUGGGUUUAUUCCUUAUCGGUCUUUGUUUGCCUGAAUUUCCUUACAUUUAUCUUGGUCGCAAUUGGACAGCUUUGGAUUUUUAUUGAAAUUCGCAAUUAUUCUGGAAUAGCAACCACUGUGGAAGCUUCAAGAAAAAGGGACCUAAAAAUUGCCAGGAAUCUUCUACUUGUUGUAGCAACGGAUUUUAUGUGCUGGUUCCCUAUUGGAGUUAUGGCAAUGUUCGCGCUGUCUGGUCACGUGAUAUCUGGAGAGGUAUAUGCAUGGGCAGCUGUAUUUAUAUUACCAGUCAACUCGGCUCUUAAUCCUAUUUUGUAUACUCUGAGCGCAAUCAUAGGAGGAAAAACAUUUAACCCUGUAACAGAUGAACAAUCAUUGAAAAAAACAUCAGAAGAAGUAGGAGAAAAAACGCUUAGAUGUUUAAAUGUCAGCCGUCGAUUCACUAAGUCGAUCCGUCAUUUUGAUUUUCAAGACAUAACUAAGAUUUCUCACGAUGUGGAAAUAUCAAGUGUGUCUGUCUUAUCUAUUUGCGUGAUAUUGACGCAAACAUUAGACUGGUUAGACUCUUGCUGUCUAGAUAUUAGGCUUUUGGACGAAGACUCUUUGUUUGUUGGUGUAAAAAACAACAAGCUGACAGGAUCGCUGAAAGUAAAAGCUGUACCGUUUAUUUCCUUUAAACCAGAGGAUAAAACUGAAAGGAUCAAAAGCCUAGGUAUGAUAAUGAAAGGUCUUUUAGCAGCAAAAGAAAGGCAACAGUUUUGUGGGAGUAGUUACCGUUUUUAGAGAGAAAUGAUUUGUUGAACUAGAUAUUUUUAGGUAAUUAUAACUCUAGAAAUCAUACAAGAACUUUACAAAUUACCACCACGAGAAAGGGAAUUGUUGUUUGACAUUCGAAUGGAAUAUGAAAAUUGCUGAAUAAAUUCUUUUAAAUAAAUGUAACACAGUAAAUUGAAGGAACUUCGAUACAAGCAAAUGUGACAUUGAAAAAGCAUGGUGACAUUUCAAAACUUCAUUAAUUACUGCCUGAACACUUUUGUAUUUAUGUUCAUCAUUACUAUAUUCGUAAGGUUGCAAUUUAAUUUGAAUGAAUGCAACCUCUCACUAUCAUAUGAACAGUUAAAAUUGUUGUUUUCUGGCUCGGACAUUUUAGUUAUUUGAUUUAAAACCUUAUUUCUAAUCGUUGUUGUUUAAAUACCCGUGGUAUAUUAAGCCCAGUGGUUGUUUUUUUUACAUUUUUUUUGUAUUUUAUUAUCGUUUUAUUAUAUGUAACAUUUUAUUAUGAAAUUUAACGGUUUGCUGAAAUAACACAAUCAACACUACUUUAACCGCUUAUGCUGCAAAAUUUGAUGGUUUGAAAUGCAUUGCGAUUUAAGACGUUACAAUCGUUUUAAUACGUUUUUUAAACAUGUUUUUUUUGCAAAUUAAUGUAUCAAAACAGAUUACAUAAUUAUUAGUUUAAUGUAAAACCAAUCUACUUUUUUUACAGACACUAUAUGUUACAAAAUACUAAAGCUUGAAAGCACCAUUAUCUGAAUAAGUGGCACUUUUACAAGAGUGAUUAUUAACAAAUAACACAUAGCCUUGAGGGCAAUGUGCAAGUUUACGGACUGAUUGGUCAGAUUGAGGAAGGUAUAUGGCCCGAAGCGCAGCUGAGGGACAUAUACCUUCCGAGGUCUGACAAACCAGUCUGUAAACUUUCAUUUUACCCGAAAGGCCAUGUUUUAUUUGUUAAAUUAUACCGAAUCUAAAUCCUUUCAUCCCUUUUGUUGCUGACAUUUUACUAUAAUUUACUUUCAAAUAAUAAUUUAUUUGUUCAGUGUGUGAAACAUUGAAAUAUUAUUAUUAUUUUCAAGCGAUACGGCAUAAAAAAAUCAUGCCCUUUUUUGUUAUUCAAUUUUUGUUAAUCAAAUUAAACAGGCAAAAAAACCCCGAACUUUCAGAUUUAAUAUGACGUCAUCCAGUCCAUAUAAGUAUUAUGGACUGCCCCCGGUCUGUAUUCGGUUUAUGGACCGGAUGACGUCAUAUUAAAUAUAGAGAGGCGUAUGCAAAUGAGGUAUAAUAUACACAUUUGUUACCCUAGUCUUUUAUAGUAACUGACAGGAGGAAAAUUUAAACAAAACACCCUAGAUGAUAUAUCAACAGUGCUUAUCUCCGUCUAAAGAAAAAAAAGAAAGGUAUGAAAAUAUUAAAACAUAAAAAAGUAAUAAAGUUUCCUUUUAAAAGGAAAGGCUUGCACAGUUGUGCCUUCAUCCCAACAUAUUUAGUUGUUUUUAGUUUUGUAAAAACGAAUAUUUUUGUCAAAACGAUUUGAAAUAUAUUCUCUAUUGUAUAAAACUAAUAAAGAAAAUAAUCAAUCGUAAAAAUACUAACGUGGAGAUCUAUCUAUCAUACUGAAAGGAAACAAGAGUGCACAUUUCAUUUCCACUUCAUUACGUGGCACCAAUUAAUAAGCAUGUUCACAGAUACGUUGCGCUAUCUAUAGAUCAUCACGUACGUUGUAAGGUUAAUGAUAUGCAUGGGCUAUUUUUAGAUUACCUCACCAAGUUCAGUAGAUCUAAAUAUAACUCGAUCAUGCACUAAUAUUCUGUGUGAUUUGGACCACCCUUUGAAGACGGAAUACUACUACAGUCAACAUCCUCUAUUGUAUAAAACUAAUACAGACAAAAAACAAUUAUAAAAGAAACUAACUUUUGCUUCUUGAAAAAGAAUUGAAACGGAACAAUAUCGUUUAUAAUUUAUUACGGUUUAAAUCAAUAAAUCAAGUAAAAAUACGAAUCCUAUUUAUAUAAACAAACUGGGAUUACCGAAGUAACUAAAAUAGCUUAGAUUUCCGUAAUAUUACUUCGUCUGAUUCCGCAGUAUGACAGAAUCGCCCGAAUUGUCACGAUUGCAAUCGGAACUACAUCGGCUUUUAUCAUUAAUCCGAAGAGUGACGGAAAAGGCCGAAAAGUUGCGAUUGGCACGAUUGCAGCUGGAUUCCCGUUCAAUCAUGCACUUACAAAUGAAAGCAGAAAACCACCUAACCGGAACAAGUUUUCCAAAUGAAAUGGCUUGCAGCCGUGGCUGCAAGCCAAAAACAUGUAAAAAAGAAUGGGACAAUUGAACACCUAACCUGUAACCGACAAAAAGAGAAAAUAAAUAAAAACAGCGAGAUACUGAUAGCUAAGCAAUGAUUCGAAUACAUUACUUUACACAAGUAAAUUCUUGAAAACUAUUAACAUAAGUGUCGUAUUGAAAUUAAAAGUAUAUUUAAUUAAUGUCGUAAAAUUGUUAGUGAAAUAUUUUUAUUGAUAGUUUUACUUAUAUUCAAACAACCAUAUAUUUUAAUUUAAGUAUCAUAUUUUUGUUUUAUUUAUUGUGUUUUAUCUAUUGUAUUGUAUUUUUCAAAUUAAUUUUCAUCAUGUAUACAGGUUCAGGUACAUUAUAACAAGCCAUUACUGUUGAACGCAACAAUUGUGCCCCCUUACAAUUCAUUUUUAUGAAUACCAGGCUAUUUAUCGACAGUUAGACCCUGAUUAUUUGUCCUAUAAUUAAUUGUUCAAUUUUACUUAUAAUUGAAACUUUGUAAUUGAGUUAAUACAACGGGAUGAUAAAUGCAAUCUAAUCAUGAAGGAAAUAGAGUAAUUUUCCUGUGUAAAUGUUUGUUGUUGUACAUUUUAAGAAACAAUCAUACAUGCUACUUCUGCCGACGAUCUGCACAAAUUGUUUUAUUUUCAAUUUAUUUACAGUAACACUCAUUUUGUAUAAUUUUUUUAAAAAAGCUAAUGAAUAUGUAAACUUAUAAUACAGACAGGUCAUUACUAAGUUAUAUGAUUAUUUACGUUAUAUUCAUGUGCUUGACUGAUAUAUGCGUUUAAUUUAAUUGAAUAGAACAGAAAAGAACCUAUUUUUUAUCAUUUUAUCAAGUUUUUUCCAAUAUAUAUUGUGUUGUACUAAUAAA